CCACCAUUGGACCGGCGCGGCGCCAUAAAAGAUGUGUACAGUGCGCUGUACACUUCCACGAAGGCUGUGUUAUACACUAAAACAGCUUAUCGACGUGGCAGCUGUUGACAUGGCUCUUCACAGCUCUCCAUUGUCACGACGUUGGUCAUAUUAUUCGUAAGUGUUAUCAUGAGACUGAGUCGAGUGAGCUUGCUAGCCAGUAGCUAACUUUAGCAUCCAGGCUAGGUAGCUAGUCAGCCGUUAGCUGCUCUGUGAUGGUUUAGUAGACCAACCUGAAUGUCAGAACCCUGAGGGCUACGUCUAACAGAUGGAAGGCAGCGAUGAGGAGGACUCACCGGAAGCACCGGAGCUACCCCUGGAGAUCCUGGUUUACAUGCUGGGCUUUCUCCCGACUUCAGACAGAAAGGAAGCCUCACUUGUCUGCCGCAGCUGGUACAUUGCCAGCCUGGACUUGCGUUUCCAGAAAAAUGUCACGUUUUGCUUUCCGGCUUCAGCCUCAUCCCUGGAGCUGGUGAGGGGCCUGGGACGAAGGUCUCGCUGCAGCCUGAUCAUCAGCCAGCUGGAUGGAUUCAGCUUGUCCAGAUCUCUGCUGAUGGAGGUGGGUUUAUGUCUGGGCCCUAAGUUGGAUAGCUUAGCCCUGCCUGGCAGCAGCGUGUCUGAGGCCUCCCUGCUGGCCCUCCUCCCUCGCCUCACCUCCCUCCGCAGGCUCGACCUGAGAGGGCUGGACAGCCUCUUCAUGUCGGGAGCUUUCCUCUCCAAGGAGGAGCACAGGCGGCAGGUCAGGUCGGCCCUGUCUGGCCUAGAGGAACUCGACCUUUCUAACCUGCGCUAUCUCUCUGACCUCACCUUCAACCGACUCACGGGCUGCACGCCACGCCUCCGCCGCCUCUCGUUGGCCGGCUGCCACAUCGCUUUUGAGUUUGACCCCUACCGUGGAUGCCCGGUGGGAACCGUGGAGGUUUCCUCAGCGCUGCUCUCACUGAGGAAUGUGCGGAAGUUGGUGACGGAGCAGACCGCCACCCUUGUCGCUCUGGACUUCAGCAGAACCUCCAUCACCCACGAGUCACUUCGCAGCAUUGCCCAGGUCAAAGGUCUCGCCUUAGAGGAGCUGUGUCUGCAAAGUUGUAAGGAGCUGACAGACUAUUCCGUGGCGGUUCUGGUCAAGCACCAGUCCAGCCUACAGAGACUGGACCUCAGUGGCUGCACUGAGCUGACCAGCAGGGCCGUGCUUGCCAUCGCACAAGGCCUGAACUCACUGACACACCUAUCUCUGUCAUGUGACUGGAGGAUCACUGAAACAGGACUGGAAGACCUGGUGUCGGUCUCAUCGCUAAAGAGUCUGGAUCUAUCGGAGUGUCCUCUUGUGGGCGGCACAGAGAUGGUGAAUGGUUUGUCUCGUCGCACCGAGCGAACACAGCUGGAGAAGCUCCACCUCAGGAGCUGCAUGUACAUCCGGGAUGAGGCUGUUUUCUCCCUCACACAGCUUCUAGGGAACACCUUACGUCACCUGGACCUGACCUCCUGUGCCAACGUGACCGAUCUGUCGGUGCGCGCCAUCGCCUCCUACCUGCACGGCCUGGUAGUGCUCCGACUGUGUGAUUGCAAGGAGGUGACGGACUGGGGUCUGCUGGGCAUGGUGGAGACCAGCGCAUGUGAGCUGGACGAAGAAAAGGAGGACCAAGGCCCCAGGUUCACACGCACCUUUGGGAACAUGGGCUUCUUCAAGCCUCCUCGCUUGCCUUUUCAGGAGCGGCCCAAGAUGGUGACGCAGGACCACCUGGAGCGGUUCAAACAGCAGUCAGGGGCAUCACUUUUAGCUCUUAGGAGGCUGCGGGAGCUCAACUUGUCCGCCUGCUGCAAGCUGACUGACAGCAGCAUCACACAGGUGGUGCGCUACCCAGACCUCCAACAUCUGUCUCUGUCCAUGCUGCCUGAAAUUACAGACGCCAGUUUGUCAGACGUAGCCCGACACUGCCGCAGCCUCACCAGCCUGGACCUCAGCUACUGUGCACACAUCAGUGACCACGGCGUAGCACAGGCGGCCCCACACCUCCCCAGACUGCAGCAUCUCGACCUCUCCGCUUGCAAUAACAUCACUGACAAAUCUUUGUUCCUGCUGGCUCAGCACUGCAAGCGACUCAAAACACUGGACGUGUCCAUGUGCAACAGUGUCUCAGGAACCACUGUGGACCUCAUUCAGUCACAGCUGCCCUUUUUGGAAAAUGUCCAUUACAAGCUGCACAGCGGGACUGACUUGACUCUCUGAUUGGAUGUUCCUCAACAAAUACGGAGGCUCGAGCUUCACCACAUUGUCCACAACGCAGGGUCAUCUGCAACUUGUGAGGGAUAUUCUGUUCAGGUGGGUGACGACAUGCCUUUGUACAGGGUGCACCCCAAAAAUACAUGGCUUUACUUAUUAGGUAUGCACAUCGAUUUAUCUAUUUUCAAACCUUCAAUCAACUUCCAUUAUUCACAGCAAUUCCAAUGGGUGAAUUAAAUAUGAAACGCUCCUUGCAAGGCUGCAGGAGCAUGUGAUCAGUGAGGAAUAAUUACGAAAUACUGGUAUAUACUCUAAAUAAGACAUAAUGUAUAAACAGAUGUAUUCUGUUGAUGCUAAUUAAGUUGUAUUUAGAUGGCAAUCACCACUCAGUGCGCAGCCUCAACAUUUCAUGGUGCUAGCCAUGCACUCAUCAUAAAAAAAAAAAAGUGAGACCUUUAACUUUAUUUUUUUAACAGAUGUUAGAUCCUGCAUUAUUAUUAUAAAAAAAGAGUCUCCCAACUAGCAUGUAAAUCAUGAGUCUGUGGUUCAUCCAUUUUGUUCCACUUAUGUGAGUCCAAGUCACAGGGGCAGCGGCCUCAGCAGGGAAGACCAGACCUCCCGGUCUCCAGCCACCUCCUCUAGCUCCACCGGGAAGACACCAAGGUGCUCCCAGGCCAGCUGUGAGACACAAUCCCUCCAGUGUAUCCUAGGUCUGCCCCACUGCCUUCUCCCGGCUGGGCAUACCCGGAACACCUCACCACGGAGGCGUCCGGGAGGCAAUUGGACCAGAUGCCCUGGCCACAUCAACUGGCUCCUACUCUGAGCCCCUCCUGGAUGGCCGAGCUCCUCACCCUAUCGCUUAGGGUGAGUCCAGCCACCCUAUUUUCUGCGAUCUCGUUCUUUCGGUCACGACCCAAAGCUCGUGGGGGUGGGAACAUGGAUUCACCGGUAAAUUGAGAGCUUUGCCUUCCGGCUCAGCUCUCACUUCACCACGAUGGUCCGGUACAGCGACUGCAUUACUGCAGACGCUGCGCCGAUCCGCGUGUCGACCUCACACUCCAACCUUCCCUCAUUCGUGAACAAGACCCUGAGAUACUUGUCUAGUCGAUGGUAUUUUGACACAAUGCACCAACCAUGAUGACUGUGACUGAUGAAUAAUCUCCUAUAAGCAGUUAAAAAAAAAAUAAAGCAGAGUGGCAUGACAAAUGCAUGUUAAAGCAUCCAAACUGUGUGAAUUUAAUCGCGUCCCUUCACACAAGGAUUGUAGUGAAGCCUGCAAGGUGUCAGCAACAGCACAGGAUGUUGGGAAUUGAAGCAGACAACAUAUCCGUACCCUGUUUAAAAUACAUCAUUUAUGAAAUCUUUACAAUAUACUAGGAAUGGUGUACCUACAGUAUGUUCAUUUAUCCAAUGUGUACCAUAUGUCUUCACAAAAAGGGAUAUUUUAGGCUCUACCUUGUUAAGAUGAACACUGAAAAUAUAUAUAUUUUUUUAAGGUACAGCCAGUUUUAUGAGACAAAUCUAUUGCCUCAAUAAGCCGAUUUACACGCAGGGAUAUUCCAUAAAUCAAACAGAUUAUUGGUAAAAUAUAGUGUAAUCAUUACAAAAAAAUUAAAGUACAGGUCUUUUUUGGUGCUUCUGCACAGUAUAAUAAGAUCAUGGGGUCUAACUCUUUUCCACAAAGACUUGAUGGUCAGACAAAAAUCUGUAGAUUGGUAAAAAAAAUAAAGCAAAAUUGCACUUCAGUCAAGCUAUGUGGGAUGAGCACAGCAGCAGCACAGUUCAUGUUUUUGUUGUCAUUAAGUGGAAAAAAAAAAGUGUGCGCACACUCACAAACACGCGCGCACACACACACCAUAUAUUUACACAGACACACACUGGUGGUGCACACUCUACUGCUCCGUUUGGCUAAAGUCGUAGCAGAAAUUGUAGUUGCUGGGCGGUUUGGGCACGGCGGGUGCGCUCUCAGGAAUGGGGACGUUCUCUAAAUCCAGGAGGCGGAGCUUAAUCUCCAUGGAGAGGAGUAUGUCCAGCUCGCUGCGCAUGGAUUGGCUGCUCAUCUCCCGGCCCAGGAGGACGUUGAGUCCAUCAGUCCACAGACAGAACUGCCACACAAGAGACAGACGCUCUACUCGUGUCCACUUUUAUUAUCCCGUCAAUGCUGAUGAGAUGAGGUGGACUCACGUCAGUUCUGGACGGGGCGAUGAAGUUGAGGCUGUACUCCACGUCGUAGGUGAUGCUAAAGGCCAGGUCCAGCACCUCCUAGAUGCAACACACGGUGGACAGUGAGGCUCUUGGCAUCUCUUCUUCAACAUUAUAUAGAAAUGCAGAGCUGCUGACCUUGUUCUGUUUGCCUUUGUUCUCCUUCAUGUGAGGACAGUCUUUGCCCGUCAGCACAGCUUUAAUAUCCGCCACCGGAACUGGACAGGAUCAACACAUUAACUAGUCACUAGUACUAGUACUAGUACACUCCUUAGCUAGUUUUUUAAUUGGCCCUGUAUCCUUAAUUAUCUUUAACCGUUCAGCAUAUGUAUGCAUUUUUAUUUAUUUUUUUUUUACAUGUCCAACAAUGACGACACUCACUCUUUUCCUGCAGGGUCUCAAUCGGGGGAUUUUCCGUGUCCUCCUCCACGUCGCCGUAAUGCAGCAUUUUGUGAUUGGGUGACAAACGGCAGUACCACAGUUUGUCUGGGGGGGAGGGAACACAAGCCAGUAAGAUGAUGAUACCAAAAAAUAAAAAGUAGCAUGAAUAUAUAUCAAGCUCACCCUGUCUGCGUCGGCUACUAAUCUUUCUGAACAUGGUUCCUUGACACAGUCUGUUGAGUCUUUGCUGACGAAUCAAGUCAAGCAGCUCAGGCUUUAGACGCUCUUUGAGUUCACUGGCACACAAAUACACACAACACUUUAUGGAGGACAGCUUUGUGACAACAACAACAACAACAAAAAAAGUCUGGCGCAUUGCCAACUAUCCUUCAGUUAGACAAGGAUGUGGGAACUAUAUGUCUGAUCAUUUUGUGAUUUUGGGACAACUGAUAUUUAUUGUUGAAAAAUAGUAUAAACAGGGAGUUUUUAUGUUUUCAUGUACAUGCUCAGUGUGUGUUACAGGUGGUCAUUUUGGGGAUUUUUUUAAAACUCAAAAAUUAACAACGUAUCUGCAUCUGUUCAACACAGUGCGGGUCAAAAGGUCUCUCAUGCUGACGUGUCUUAUGGAAACCAUCUUGAUCAUCCUGCUACUCACAGUAGUGAUGGGGAACUCCAUUCCUUUAACUGACUCCAGUUCUGAGGUGAUUCGGGUUUUCGAGUCACUUGUCACAAAGUGCAUGCGCAGAAACUCAGUGAAACGCGAGUCUUUGUCGAGCACCUGUGAGUCAGUGAAACACGGGUCUUCUUUGAGCACCCGUGAGUCAGUGAAACGAGUCUUCUUUGAGCACCCGGGAGUUAGUGAAACACGAGUCUUUGUCAAGCACAUGCGAGGCAGUCAAACGCGAGUCUUCUUUGAGCAACCGCGAGUCAGCGAAACGAGUCUCUUUGGAGAACCCGUGAGUCAAACUGAUCCUUCUUCAAGCACCCGUGAGUCAAACGCGAGUCUUCUGAGAGCACCCGUGAGUCAGUGAAAUGCAAGUGUUUAUCGAGUGCAUGUGAGUCAGUGAAACACGAGUCUUCAAGCACCCGUGAGUCAGUGAAACGAGUCUACUUCGAGCACCUGUGAGUCAAACGCGAGUCUUCUUCGAGCACCAGUGCAUCCGUGAAACGCAAGUCUUGUUCGAUCACCUGUGCGUCAGUGAAACGCAAGUCUUCUUCAAGCACCUACGAGUUAGUGAAACCCAAGCCUUCUUCGAGCACUUGUCAGUGCAACACGAGUCUUCGUCGAGCACCCAUAAGUCAGUGAAACUAGUCUUCUGCAAGCACAUGCAGGUCAGUGAAACGCAAGUCUUCUUCAAGCACCCACGAGUCAGUGAAACCCAAGCCUUCUGCGAGCACAUGUCAGUGCAACCCGAGUCUUUGUCAAGCACCCGUGAGUCAGUGAAACUAGUCUUCAUAGAGCACUCGAGAGUCAGUGCAACUAGAGUCUUCAUCAAGCACCAGUGAGUCAGUGAAACUAGUCUUUGUUGAGCACCCGCGAGUCAGUUUACUUUACUUUACUUCGAUUUUGGUGUUCACCCCUAAAUGUUCUGCUUGUGCUCCUAAAAUGUUAAGUUAGGGGCCACUGUGCUCCUAAUAAAAAAAAGUGGUGGAGUCCUGGACAUGGUCCUUUUUAACUGUAGCUAGUGGUAGCAGGGGAGUACCCGCGAGUACCCAUUCAGUAAAAACUUUUGGAGUUUUGAACGAGUUGUUCGUGACUCGCACAUGUCUAACUCACAGUACAGGCGGAGCAAGCGUCUCUUCCUGGUGCAGUCUUUCCGUCUGCCUCAGUUUGAGGAUCUCGCUGUAGUUCAGGGCAUUCACUUUGAUCUUGAAGAGCUCCAGAGAGGUGGGCUUGGUGGACAGUGUGCGCGUGAUCUGCUCCCGUACCACCUGCAUGACCUGCACAGGACCAAGACUUACUGCUGUGUUUGAUGGAGGGACCCAAAGAGGCAACGAUCAACUUCUAUUUGAGAAUCCUCAGGCGUCAAACAUCACUUUUUAUAUGAGUCAGGUUUCCGCCAGAAUUUUGCCACGGUUUUUGCACGCUGUCUCGGUUAUUGUACAAUGUUAAGCAUAACAAACUAGUCUGUUUGGUCGGUACUGUAUCUUUCCGCGAGUGCCCAAACAAAGCACCCUACGCGUUGGUGACUCGCCAUCCGUGCAUUUUUUUUGAGUGCGACUGCUAAAAAAAAUGCUAAAUAACAUGCUAAAUAACAUGCCAGUGGGGCCAACAGAAAGUUGCGAGUGCCAGCAGUUUGAUAAAGAAGGAGAGAGAAUCUGCUUACUUUAAAAAAAAAUAAAAAAUCGCAAAGUAGAAAGAUGGAGUCCCUCUCCACUCAUCACAGUUGAGUCUUCAAUAAAAGGUAAAAGUGAUUAAUUUGUCCAUUUCAUUCCUCAUUUAGAAAGACGGAUUGACUGGAUUUACAUUAUGUUCGAUGGGAAAAACGUUUUGGAACAAACGUAACGCAAAUAGAGGUACCACCAUAUUUAGCUUCACAUUGGAUGCAACAAAGACAACAUUUACAGGAUAUCCCUGAAGUCACGCAAAGCUCAGUUAUCCAACCCGUGCAGAAAGUCCUCCACAUGAUCACUUCCUCUUGUCAUCCAUUCGCACUUGUUCCCGCCUACUUCUUUUAUCUGUUUUAAGUCAGUCUAACUCACCACCCCCGCCCACAACAAUUUCCCCUUAACAGCAAGCAAUCAAUGGCGCGUGGCGUCUUUUAUUAACCUACUUCACAGUUUCACUGUCACAGAAUUAGAACGAUCAAUGCCUCCUUUCAGCCACACUAAUAAAAAGACAGCUAAUGGAUACCUGAUAUUGACAGACCGUCCAGAUGGAACCACGGGUGCAUUUUAUCUAGCAUAUUCCUUUUUUUUUUUAAUUGUUACAACUUGAGUCCUAUGAAAUCUGCCUAGCGACAACUUCAAAGUUCUUCUCAAUUUGCCAUAGAAAGAAUUUCAAUUAAAUAAAUACAUAAUGAGAGUGCACCAAAUGUUCUGUUUAUAUAAAAACAACCUUUGCAUUGCAAACAAAAGUUGUGCACCUGUGUGUGUGUGUGUGUGCUAAACAUUUAUAGCAGCAGUGUCUCGGCCGCAAAUAGAAUGUUUCGAUAAAUCCACGAGCUUGCUUCGCUCUGCUGACCAGCAUCAUUCCUUACAUUGCGCACACAAAGCGGAAGCCUGAGCCCAAAUACGCCAGGUUGCAGCUAAACCAUCAGGCAACAUUUAACUGUCUACAGCAACACAAACUCCCCACCCCACCCACCGAAGCCCUCUGAAAGCAAGUACCCACAUAAUAACAACCUCCUAUUAGAAUGUCACCUAUGAUGUGACUUUGAAGUAACCUUUGAAGGCUUUGAUGAAGGACAUACAUGGGGAGUCUGUAUGGCAUCAUCUUAUCAAACAGGCAAAUCCAUCUUACCUCCAUUUUCAGCAAGUAUUUCACUCCCCGGUGUGAGGUGGUAGGAGAGGCAGCGAUCAUGACAGCAGCAGAGGUGGCUGUCUGUUUUGUAAACACACACCCUGACACUCACCGCCCUAACCCCCCCAACACCUCCCCUCCCUCAGCCAAGCUGUCAGCCAAUAGCAGCCAUGACUGGCAGCUGUCCCCAAACCCUUCAGCAUGUGCACCAAUGCACCAAGCGCGCCUUUUCUCCUACGUGUGACGUGCUGUAAAGACGAGGGGUGGGAAUCUCUGGCCAACGCAUGAUUCAAUGAUGCCAUUACGAUUCAGAGGCCUGCGAUGCGAUGAUAACAUUCAUCUUUUUUUGUCAGUUUUUUUAUGCGUCAAUUUUUUCCUUUUUACUCACGGUGUACGACUAAAACAAAGCAUAUUUGUAACGAUCCACAAUUAAAAUAAAGAGGAAACAGAUUAAUUUACUUCCAUUAUCUUUUAACAAUUGGAAGGUUACAUCGACCCACAUAUUCCCCAUUGCAGAGAACCAGCAGCAAAAGUCAGGUGCACCAGUAGCAGCGUGUAUAAAAUGAACAAUCUUCAGCAUAUUCUGAGUAACCAAC
Molecule: messenger RNA, 8902 nt
Organism: Dunckerocampus dactyliophorus (ringed pipefish)
Lineage: Eukaryota; Metazoa; Chordata; Actinopteri; Syngnathiformes; Syngnathidae
Gene: fbxl9
Product: F-box and leucine rich repeat protein
Exons: 11
Coding region: 308-2266 (652 amino acids)
Biological process (GO): SCF-dependent proteasomal ubiquitin-dependent protein catabolic process
Cellular component (GO): SCF ubiquitin ligase complex
Molecular function (GO): protein binding
Source: RefSeq, a predicted model, not a curated record